Didymella exigua CBS 183.55 is the source of this 582-nucleotide messenger RNA. RefSeq lists its product as uncharacterized. Bases 1 to 582 code for a protein of 193 amino acids. Lineage: Eukaryota; Fungi; Ascomycota; Dothideomycetes; Pleosporales; Didymellaceae. The transcript has a single exon. The record is from RefSeq and is a predicted model, not a curated record.
AUGCCCGCAGUAUCCGAACUGCUCAAUGCGAUGGCGCAACUGGGAAAUGUUGCGCCUCGCGAUCCUGCCAUUGACAUCGCCGCCAUGGCACAAGAAGCGCCCCUCACAGCGCCCAUGGUCAGGCGCCAGCAAAUGAUACAGCAGGGCAUAAUACCCACUUACUACAACCUCUCCGGCCCCGAGCCCGGCACCGUCGUCGGCAUCGUGCUGGGCAGCGUCGCCGGCUUCCUGCUCGUCGUCUGGCUGCUCUUCACGCUCACCCAGGGCAGCAAGGCUGGCACCACGACGGCAUUCGCGGGCGAGGAGGAGAUUGUGGUUCGCAGAUCGAGGCGCAAUUCGCACGGCAACCGAUCGCGCCGCAGCUCGCACGCCCAGAUGCGCGAAGUCAGCCGCAGCCCGAGGCAGUCGAGUGGCCGCUCACACAUUAUCGUGGAAGAGAGGAGAGCGCCGCCGCCGCCCAGGACACGCAGCAUCAUCGUCGAGGAGAGGCGGAGAGUGCCCAACGACGAUGUCGUCGAGGUCAUCGAGGAGCAUGACGAAUACAGGGAGAGGAGAGGCAGUAGAAGGGGAGGAUAUCGGUGA